UUCACGCCGUUCGAGUGAAGUAUCGCGAGAAAUGACUGGGCUCGGUUCCUCUUCCCUGCUAAGCUCCUCGACAGCCUGCAGCAGCAGCAACCUAGACAUCAAAGAAGGCGGGGCUAUUCAAGCAAAGUGGGCGGAGGCUUCCGGCGAGGUUUGGCACUGACGUGGAGAAUCCACGGGGCUGCCUCUUGGCUUGACAGGUAGAGACGAAGAAGAAGAAGACGAUCAAGUGGAUGCGGAUGCUGAGCUCGAGCCAGGUGCUUCCGGUAGUUUGGGACAAUCAAAGUCUCUCAUAAGAAGCCAUCAGUAAUUUGGAACAAUGUUUGCAGACUUGGACUAUGACAUUGAAGAGGACAAGCUGGGGAUUCCCACUGUGCCUGGGACAGUGACCCUGAAAAAGGACUCUCAAAAUCUGAUUGGAAUCAGCAUUGGUGGAGGAGCUCAGUACUGUCCUUGCCUCUAUAUAGUUCAGGUUUUUGAUAACACUCCUGCAGCUCAAGAUGGAACUUUGGCAGCUGGUGAUGAAAUCACAGGCGUGGAUGGGAAGUCAGUCAAAGGAAAAACUAAAGUAGAAGUGGCCAAAAUGAUACAGGUAGUGAAGGGAGAAGUGACGAUGCACUACAACAAACUCCAGGCUGAUCCGAAGCAGGGAAAGACAUUAGAUAUUGUGCUGAAGAAAGUGAAGCACCGCCUGGUGGAGAACUUGAGCUCAGGGACAGCAGAUGCCUUGGGGCUGAGCCGAGCUAUCCUCUGCAAUGAUGGACUGGUAAAGAGAUUGGAGGAGCUGGAGAGGACUGCAGAACUAUACAAAGGCAUGACGGAACACACAAAGAGUCUCCUCAGAGCUUUCUUUGAACUAUCUCAGACUCACAGAGCAUUUGGUGAUGUUUUCUCAGUCAUUGGUGUACGGGAGCCUCAGCCAACUGCUAGUGAAGCGUUUGUGAAAUUUGCCGAUGCCCAUCGCAGCAUUGAGAAGUUUGGAAUCCGCCUACUUAAAACUAUCAAACCGAUGCUGACUGACCUGAACACUUACCUGAACAAAGCCAUUCCUGAUACAAGGCUAACUAUCAAGAAAUAUUUGGAUGUCAAGUUUGAGUAUUUGUCUUACUGUCUCAAGGUGAAGGAGAUGGAUGAUGAGGAAUACAGCUGCAUUGCACUGGGGGAGCCUCUCUACCGGGUCAGCACUGGGAAUUAUGAAUACCGCUUAAUCCUGCGUUGCCGCCAGGAGGCACGUACACGCUUUGCCAAGAUGAGGAAGGAUGUGCUUGAGAAGAUGGAGCUGCUAGACCAGAAACAUGUGCAAGACAUCGUGUUCCAGCUCCAGCGCUUUGUCUCUACCUUUUCCAAGUACUACGAUGACUGCUAUGCUGUGCUGCGGGAUGCUGAUGUCUUCCCCAUCGAGGUGGAUCUGGCACGUACCACACUAAGUUACGGCCAGAAGGAUGUCUUCACGGAUGGUGCAGAGGAUGAGGAUGAAGAGGAAGGGGGUGGUGGCAGGGAAUGCAACAGGGAGGAGGAAGAGAAUGGUGAGAAACUCAUUGAUGAUGCCUGAACUCACAGACUUGACGAGGUGGAAAAUCCCUUCAGAGACCGAUAAAUUCUAUUUCUCUAGGCAACUUGUCCACAGUGACUUUUCUGUCUGUAUAAGCCCAGUCAGGGAAUCAAGAUUCAGCUCUGGAUGUGGGUGGUUGGGGGUGGCUUGUGCCCAAGGUGCUUAAGCGCACAAUCCUUCUUCCAAAAAACAAAUGUCCCCCUUCCUUGACACUCUGAAUGACCUUUCCCCAAACUCUCAUUGCUCAUCCCUGGAAGCGGCUGGUAGAAGAUAACUGCUUGGGAACACUCUUGAGCCUAACCUAUUGUCGCUCUCUGUACAAAGGGAUUGUGAAUGAAUGUGCAGGACACACUCCCAUUAACUAAAAGGAAAAGGAGAGGAAGAAUGGCUAAGAUGCUUUAUCUCCUUCUUUCUCUUCCACUUUUAAUCUUCAGCUGUGUUCUUGUUAGUAGGUGGGUUUGACAACAUGCCCCUUCCCCACCACUGGUCAUGGUCCUUAUUAGACAAGAAGGGUGGCAUAGUAAAUGGGAGCUGGCUGAAGCCAGAAAUGUCAGCCUCUGUGCGACUAAUAAUUAAAGGGCAUCCAGAAGAAUCAGUCUUACCACUGUCAUUCUCCGCAUCAGGAUCAGGUCAGUAUAUGGACAGGCAAUAUGGAACUUGACAACGGGGGUGGGUGGGGGUUAGACUACCCUGGUUUAUGGUCCCAAUCCCCGCUGGUCUUAAGGAUUGCACUGCCUGCCUUUUACACUCUCUGGCAUAGGCGCUUUGCUGCAUGAUCUUUUCUAAAACGUAAGCCUUAUACAGUAUUUAAGAAGAAGUUAAGUUUGAAAAAAUUUUAUGGGGGGAUAUCUUUGGAAUGAGGCCAUAGAUCGCUGACAUUAAAGAUCAAACAACCAUUUUAAGCAUCAAAGGUCUCGAUUUCUACCGUGCACUUUCAUUACAUGUAUGCAUUUACUUUAUUUAUUCUGAAAUGCUGCUUCUGAGGACAGAGAUGCCAUUAUAUACCCCAAACCAGUGUCCUCCCCCACUCACCCACAUAAAUCCUCCAACACCAAAGGAAGAUGGGGGGGUGGUGGAAACUCUUGUUUGUUCUUUGAGGAAUUCUUCCAAUCCUGUAUCUUUCUACAAUUUUUAAUGCCGUAGGGGUGGCAUUUAACCCUGAUGAGUAAGAGUGAUCUUUUGGAAAUAAGAGGCCUUUGGUUUCUCCUUAACUCCAUGUAGAUUGUGCCAACUGGAGAAAACCUUUAUAAGAGCAUUAAAUUUAGGACAUAUAUGCUUUUCCCCUUGGUUUUUGUCUUCUGUUGUGUCUUUCUUUGUGAACGACCAAGAAAAGGCCACCUGGGUCAAGGGUGCUCUUCAGUGGGGUUUUCCAUAUCAAAUUGUAUGACUAAUAAAGAAAAAUGUGAACUUUC
Messenger RNA from Rhineura floridana, 2961 nucleotides. RefSeq names its product protein interacting with PRKCA 1 (gene PICK1). Bases 317 to 1549 code for a protein of 410 amino acids. NCBI's taxonomy places the organism in Eukaryota, Metazoa, Chordata, Lepidosauria, Squamata, Rhineuridae. The record is from RefSeq and is a predicted model, not a curated record. Gene Ontology annotation, molecular function: phospholipid binding; protein kinase C binding; protein domain specific binding. The transcript is spliced from 13 exons. Gene Ontology annotation, biological process: dendritic spine maintenance; receptor clustering; regulation of Arp2/3 complex-mediated actin nucleation. Gene Ontology annotation, cellular component: trans-Golgi network membrane; postsynaptic density; neuron projection.